CGUUUAUCAAAAUGGCCGCCGAGUGUUGUUAAAAAAUCUAUAUUUGUACAUUAUUGACAACUACUCAUUAAUAGUUUUAAUAAAACUUCUGAAUGAUUGAAUUUAUAGAUAUAUUUUAUGAUUAGAUAUAAUCACGUAUAUAAUAUUGAUUUAAAUUAUGGCGUGGUCAAUGCCGACUACAGGUCAAUGGAAUCCUAACAUUGGUAUGACGCCAGAUAUGAAUAUGGGAACAUAUACGGCUGAACAAUGGGCUCUAAUGCAACAACAAAAUUGGCAUCAGUGGGCACAAUGGCAACAACAAUAUGCUCAAUGGCAAAGUCAGUAUGGAGAUAAGUAUGCCCAGCAAAUGCAAGCAUUUCAAGCUAUGGCUGGCGCUCCACCUGUUCCCCCACCUUCUGCACCUCCACCAGCGCCACCUCCGCCAGACAAGCCACCUCCACCGCCACAUGAGAAUGAUCAACCAUUAUAUGGAAACACUCAGAAACAGGAUACUACUGUUCCACCUCCAGUACAAUAUCACAUCAGUGCGCAAGCUGGCUACAACAAUACUAUCACCACAACAGGUAACAAUCUAAAUUGGUCCUAUGCUGCAAAUGUCAAAUCUGAUACACUACAGUCUCAGUCAGUCAACUCAGAAGCUCUCAAAAAGCUUGCAGAGGAGGAGAAAUUAUUCGAUAUUCAAUUUAAGAAAUGGGAAGAGGAAAUUGAAAAAUGGCGAAAAGAGAAUGUUAAUCACCCUGACAAACAAGCAUAUAAAGAAUAUGAACAAAAGUUUGAAGCUUGCCGUGUGCAACUGUUAGAGCGCCGCCAACAAAUGAAGUUAAAAAGGGCUCGCCUUAUGGGUGGUACAUCCCAAGUGACAAAUACUACAAAUACAGGUAAUAUAUCAACUGCUAUUCCUCCUCCAUUGCAGAAUACAAAUAUAACAAAUUAUCCCCAAAAUGUGCACCCAAAUAAACAAAAUCAAAAUAAUAUUCCUGCACAUAGUCACACAAUUCAGAAUAUACCCCAAUUCCAGCAGCUUAGUAAUAAUAAUCAACAAGGUUACAAUAGGAACAAUAACAAAAAUGUAGAUCCACAAGAUAGGUACGAAUCUUAUCAAACUAUGAAUGAAGAUUAUAAAUCUUCUCAAUCCGGAAGUCAAAACUUUUUACCAACUAAUCAAUCCAAGGGAAUACCAGGACUAGACUUAGUACCAGAUUUUGAUAGAUCUUCAAGUAAACAAGAUGUAAUUGAUAUAACAGAAGAAAAUUCUGAAAAUAAACAUAUGCAGCAAAAGCAAAAUCAUAGACAGCCUGAUUAUUCAACAAUUUCAAAAGGUAUUAACAACAUUCUUGGAGAUGAGAAAAUUAUGAAUAUCCUGUCUAUGGUAACAAACCAAAUAAGUUCUGGAAACAGUAAUGUCACACAAAAUGCACCUGGACAUUAUAGACAAGAUGAGAAGAGUCACUACAGUCAGAGUCAUAACAGCAAUUACCAUAAUAAUGAUUAUGGUCCUAGACAAGAUAUGCCAUAUAAACAACAUAACCUUAAUACCUAUUCAAAUAACCCAGAACAAGCCAAUUCUAAUUAUUCUGAACCUCCGUAUCAGAGAUUUGAGGAAAAUUAUGCUAGAGAAGAUUAUAGGCAGAAUGAUACACCAAAAGAACAAUACUAUGACGGGCACAAUAAAAAUAUGCCCCCAAGGAGUGUUCCGCCACCAUUAAGAUCUAAUAUAGCUCUAUCAAGACCAUUGUUGCCUAAUUUGCCAUCUCAGCAAAAUUCAAAUGAUUAUUCUCAUGAUGGAUUUGAGAGAAGGGAUAUACAUGAAAACAUUAAUAAACCUUUGAUACAACCAGCAAAACCAAAAUGGAUAGAUGAACCACUGUUUACUCCAUCUAUCAUAGUUGACUAUGAGCACAAAUGUCUAAGAUUGAAAGCUCGAGGAUUUAUUGAACCCGUCCAUAUGUUUGAUUACAAUCACAAAUCAAAAGAUGGUGAAAGUAGCAGUAAAAAAGAUUUUGAAAAAGAAAUUGAUGAUUUAUUUUCAAAAAAACCCCGCAGGCCAGAGGUUAAUGACGAUUGGAAUAAUUCUCUAAAACAUAAUGAUAGACGACCUCUCAGGGAUGACCAAAGGGAUAGAGCUAAACUACCAAUCAGAGAUGAUCAUGAUAUCUUCAACAGAAGGUCGGAUAAUCCUUAUGAAGAACGUAGACGUGAUGAUCGUGAUCGCUUUUUACGUGAAGACUAUGAACGGAGAGACAGAGUACCAGAAUAUGAUCGAUCAAGAGACUCUGGCAGGGAAAGAGAUUAUGGAAGGGAUAGAGAUUUCGGAAGAGAUAGGGAUUUCGGAAGGGAAAGAGAUUUAGGUAGAGAAAGGGAGUCGUUAAGGGAGAAAGAUCAACUUAGAGAAAGAGACUUGGGUAGAGACAGAGAUUUCGGCAGAGAUCGAGAUUUAGGUAGAGAUAGAGAUCUUGGUCGAGACAGAGAACGAGAUAGGAAUAUAGGUAAAGAAAGAGAUCUUGGGCGAGAUAGGGAUACAGGCAGAGAAAGAGACUCUGGUAGAUACAGGGAUUUAAGAAAAGACGACUCUCGAAAUCGUAGCCGAAGUCGGGAAAGGGACAGCCGAAAAAGAGAACAUAGUAAGGAUUCAAUUGAUAGUUCUGGAUCAAAAAAACUUAGAGAAUUGAAAGAAACAUCUACAGCUACCCAGUCUGGUAAACCACAGCAUAUAGUAAUGAUUGAUGACUUAUUAGAACCACCUGGUCGUGACAUGAGACCGGAGAAGAUAGUUAUUAUACUUAGAGGUCCACCUGGUAGUGGAAAAUCGUAUUUAGCGAAACUUAUAAGAGACAAAGAAGCAGAACAUGGAGGUACAGUUAGGAUCAUGUCAAUAGAUGACUAUUUCAUGCAGGAAGGUGAAAUAGAAGAAAAAGAUCCUACUACCGGAAAAAUUGUGAAAAAACCAUCUUUAAAAUAUGAGUAUGAUCAAAAAUCCGAAGAAGUUUAUCUUAACUCAUUGAAAAGAGCUUUCAAGAGGAGUUUAACAGAUGGAUACUUUACAUUUUUAAUAUAUGACUCUGUAAACGAACAAUUAAAGAGCUAUGCCGAUAUAUGGAAUUUUUCACGGCAAAAUGGUUUCCAGGUUUACAUUUGUACGAUGGAUAUUGACUCGCAAACUUGCUUCAAACGGAACAUUCAUGGCAGGUCUCUCGAGGAUAUCGAAUCGAUCGUUGCUAAGUUCUUCCCAACUCCUGCGCAUCACAUACAUUUAGAUGCGACCACUUUGCUCCAGAGCGCUUCCAUAACCGAUGUGCAAAUGGAAGACGCAGACGACGUUACCAUGGAAGACGCACACGACACUGAGGUCGAAAGUAGCUUUACUUCGAAGUGGGAGAAAGUGGACGACGCCGCGCAACUAGCUCGCCUCGACGGCACCAGCAAGCCGCUUCGAUCUUCCCAGCUCUCAAUGGAAGACUACCUACAGCUAGACGAAUGGACACCUAAUACAGCUAAACCUGGAAAAAAAACUGUACGGUGGGCUGACAUAGAAGAGAGAAGGCAGCAAGAGAAGAUGCGAGCCAUCGGAUUUGUAGUAGGGCAGACCGACUGGAAUCGAAUGACGGACCCGACCAUGGGUUCCAGUGCGCUCACUCAGACAAAAUAUAUAGAACGAGUUAAACGAUAUUAGAAAAGAGAUUUUUUAAUGAGAACUCGUGAUACGUACGAAAGCUUUUACAGAUAGAUAAAUGAUUCUGGGCGUAACAUUAUCUCUAAAAUAGCAGUUAAUUUAGGAAAAGCAUGACAGAAUUAAACAUCUUCUGUUUCUCAAUUGUUCGGAUAGUUUUGUAUAAAUAAAAUAAGACUAUCCUAGCAUAAAAAAAUGAGAUUUCAUUGACUUCCAGAUUUAAAAGUUUAAUUACAAGGUGGUUUAAGUAAAUGCCUUUUGCAUUGAAUACUUAUUAAGUUUAAACGGUGUUAAUGUUAAGUCGAAAUGAGACGACGACAUAAAAGUUUUACCAAACAACUAUAAUACUUUAAUAUGGGAAAUAUUACUUUCUUGGCACCAAUUUCAAUAAACGCCAGGUCGUAAUAAUUGAGGGUUAUGGGGAUCCGAGGAACAGUCGCUAAAUAUUGCAAAACAAUUCGAAUAUUUAUUACGAAAUAGGUAGCUCCUGUCUAUUAUUUAUAAAUAUUGAGUUUGAGCGAUUGAGUUGAAGAAAGUGUGUUUAUCAGGUUCUCGAAUUUUCAGACUUGAAUUCACGUAAGGCUUAUUUUUAUAACUUCAGAAAUUAAGUAAUGGAUGUUUGAAACGAUAAAGUAUUGUAGUGCUACAAUGUAUCCUUUGUAAACAUACUGGAAUAUUUUGAGUUAAAACAAUUAUAGUUGAUGUUUUUUUCAUUUUAUCCAGGUAUUAAAAUAUAUUACAAAUUACGAUCUUAAAUGUUAUUUAACUUUUUCCCCCAUUAUCUUACAUUGCUGUCAGUCUUAAACUUAACUUCUAUAGUAGGAAGAAUAGAUUUUCUAUUAUUUUUAUUUCAACACUAGACACUCAUAUUUUUAGUAUAUCGACUUGAAGAUAGUGCAAGUGAAUUUAUCAAAAUCCACUGUAAGGAAAUUUGUCAAUGAAUUCAUUUAGAUUCUGACAAAUUUUUCUUUUUCUAUAUGGACAAUCAAUAAAAUAUAAGUUUAAAAGUUAUUUUGUGAUAAAAAUGAUUUAAUAGCAUUUCAUAAGAGAUGUGCGCUAGUAUAUAAAAUAUGUGAAUAAAU
Vanessa atalanta (red admiral) is the source of this 4749-nucleotide messenger RNA. RefSeq names its product YLP motif-containing protein 1-like. The record is from RefSeq and is a predicted model, not a curated record. Gene Ontology annotation, biological process: regulation of telomere maintenance. Gene Ontology annotation, cellular component: nucleus. The transcript has 9 exons. Lineage: Eukaryota; Metazoa; Arthropoda; Insecta; Lepidoptera; Nymphalidae. Bases 158 to 3670 code for a protein of 1170 amino acids.